GGGCAGCCGGCGGGCGGGGCGGGGCGGCGGCGCGGUGGCGGCGGCGCGGAGACGGGCGCGGGCUGAGGGCGCGGGCCGACGGGCGCACCGACCAUGGCCUCCAAGUGUCCCAAGUGCGACAAGACCGUGUACUUCGCUGAGAAGGUGAGCUCUCUGGGCAAGGACUGGCACAAGUUCUGUCUCAAGUGUGAGCGCUGCAACAAGACGCUGACCCCCGGGGGCCAUGCCGAGCACGACGGGAAGCCGUUCUGCCACAAGCCAUGCUAUGCCACGCUCUUCGGGCCCAAAGGUGUGAACAUCGGAGGCGCGGGCUCCUACAUCUAUGAGAAGCCCUCCGCCGAAGGACCUCAGGUCACUGGCCCCAUCGAGGUGCCUGUGGUCCGGGCUGAGGAGCGCAAGGCCAGCGGUCCUCCCAAGGGGCCCAGCAAAGCCUCCAGCGUCACCACGUUCACGGGGGAACCCAACAUGUGUCCUCGCUGCAACAAGAGGGUCUACUUUGCCGAGAAGGUGACCUCCCUGGGCAAGGACUGGCACCGCCCGUGCCUGCGCUGUGAGCGCUGUGGGAAGACACUCACUCCAGGCGGGCACGCGGAGCACGAUGGCCAGCCCUACUGCCACAAGCCCUGCUAUGGAAUACUCUUCGGACCCAAGGGGGUGAACACUGGAGCUGUUGGCAGCUACAUCUACGACAGAGACCCAGAGGGCAAAAUGCAGCCCUAGGCCUGCAGCAGCCCCCGCUCCCAGGGGCAUGGGCCCAUCCGCCCCCUGCCGGCCCCUGCUCCGGAGCCCACUGCCUGGCCCCGUGAGGGA
Messenger RNA from Odobenus rosmarus divergens (Pacific walrus), 810 nucleotides. RefSeq names its product cysteine-rich protein 2 (gene CRIP2). The record is from RefSeq and is a predicted model, not a curated record. The coding region runs from base 94 to 720 and encodes 208 amino acids. The transcript is spliced from 8 exons. NCBI's taxonomy places the organism in Eukaryota, Metazoa, Chordata, Mammalia, Carnivora, Odobenidae.